UACACGGAUUAUUUACGGUAACGGUCAAAAUAAUGAGUGUUUACCCGGUUGUCUUUAUAGUUUUAUCCUAUUUUGUUUGGAUAAAAUGCAUUUACUAUCGACAUCGAAGCUCUUUGGUGAAGUCGUUGAAUCGUUUUAUGAACGUGUUAACAAGCAGAGACACAGUCGGCGCAGACAUCAGAGCUCUGGUUGUGACUGCGCAUCCGGAUGAUGAAUGUAUGUUCUUCGCGCCAACGAUUAUACGUCUCGUUGAGUUAAAAGCCAGCGUUCAUUUGCUGUGUUUAUCCGAAGGAAACUACUACAAUCAAGGAGCUCAGCGUAAACAAGAACUUCUCAACAGCUGUGCAGUGUUGGGGAUACCAGACUCCAGAAUCACCAUAGUAGACCAUAAAAAACUCCCAGAUGAUCCCAAAGCAGAAUGGAGCGUCUCCCUGGUCUCUUCUUUAAUUGUGAAGCACAUGAGAGAGCACUCCUUCAACAUGGUGCUGACCUUCGAUGGGAGCGGAGUGAGCGGCCAUGCCAAUCACACAGCCAUCCAUAAAGCUGUAAGUGUUAAGAAAGCUCUCAUCUUGGUUAUCGAUUGGCAGGUAGGAACAUCACACCAUUGCCAUUUACUUAUCAUCUCUUUGACAACAAUGUUUGCCUCUUCAAUAUUUUUAACCUGUAACACGGCUCUUCCCUCCAUUUACAGCUAUCUGGCUUCCACUGGACAAGUACCCAAUGACUGCCGUUUGCUCUCCCUGGUGACCGUUGGCCUCUUCAGGAAGUACAUUUCUUUCCUGGAGCUUCCCUUCAGCUGGCUGCUGCCCUGCAGCCUCCGCUGUUUCCUCGGCUCACAGGGCUACAGGCAAGCCAAAGAUGCCAUGUAUUGCCACCGCACCCAGCUCCUGUGGUUUCGUUACCUCUACAUCACCAUGUCUCGAUACAUGUUCAUCAACACGUUCCAAAUGAUCCCACAAGGUCCAAAGAACCUGAAGAUCUAUUGAGUUAUGAGAUAAACUGAUGCACUGACUGUUACUUUGUUUUCCUGCUGCCUAUCUACUAGAUAACUGUGGUGAAGAGUGAAUAAGGGUUUACAAAUCAGAUGAGCUGUUUUGCUCACUGUAAAAAAAAAGAGUUAUCAGUACUUUACUUUUUCGAAGAAGACUCAGCGUUUUAUCGUAAGCCCUUCCCAUAGAUAAUGCUGACUUUUCGUUCCUCAAAUUUUUUUAUUGUCAUUACACUGUAUAAAAGCAACACUACGGAUACAGUUUUGUAAUCUUAUGUCAAAGAUUAUUAAAAAAUACUGUAAAACAUUUUUUGAUAUUGAUGAUUAAAAUAAGCUUGAUUCUUAAAUCACA
Molecule: messenger RNA, 1340 nt
Organism: Notothenia coriiceps (black rockcod)
Lineage: Eukaryota; Metazoa; Chordata; Actinopteri; Perciformes; Nototheniidae
Gene: pigl
Product: phosphatidylinositol glycan anchor biosynthesis, class L
Exons: 7
Coding region: 33-986 (317 amino acids)
Cellular component (GO): endoplasmic reticulum
Molecular function (GO): N-acetylglucosaminylphosphatidylinositol deacetylase activity
Source: RefSeq, a predicted model, not a curated record